Messenger RNA from Branchiostoma floridae (Florida lancelet), 1486 nucleotides. RefSeq lists its product as uncharacterized. NCBI's taxonomy places the organism in Eukaryota, Metazoa, Chordata, Leptocardii, Amphioxiformes, Branchiostomatidae. The coding region runs from base 167 to 499 and encodes 110 amino acids. The transcript is spliced from 6 exons. The record is from RefSeq and is a predicted model, not a curated record.
AACGGAUCCGUUAUGUAAGAUUUUUAUAUUCAAAAUCUUGAUUGAUUUUGUAUUUUUUUUCCUUACCGUUUUAAAUGCUAUCGAAAUUUUAGAGCAAGGCGAAUAAUCCCCUCUUACAAAGUGGUACCAUCCAGUGUGAGGUCAUUGUGAGGUCAAAGUUACAAACAUGGCUACAGAGGGCACGUUGGUGUUCAUGAGAUCUUUUGGAUGUAAACAGAACUUGCUGUUCCGACCAGAUAGCUCAGCAAACGUAACACAAGGUUGUGCAGAGAAGUUACAAGAGAGGCUGCUGAGGAACACGUGGGGUCACAGACACCAUUACACACGAGCUACUUGUACCAUGGACUGGCUUGAACUUGAGUUUAAGCGCUGUCACAUGCGCUGUAAUGGAGGAAGGGCCGAUCGUAUUGGAUCAGGAAAAGUAGGACAAGAGAGACAAAAAAAGAUACACAGAAGAAGUGGCAAAGGAAUCGUCAUCUGUCCUAACGUUUGCAUUUGACAGUAGAGAGAACAAUGUCUUCACCAGAGUGCAACACAAAAGGAUGCUGUGUAACACACCUGAAAAGGUGAGGUUCAUCUUUAGCCAAAAAUAUGCUAAAACUUUACACAUUGUCAACCAAGUUCAUUUAUAAUUUAACAAUGAAUGAUGUUAUACGUUUUGAUAUACUAUGUGUAUCAUAAAAUACUAGGGAGCCAAGUAUUUAUCUAUGUUGUUUGAGCCACGUUUUGGACGGUAUUCUUGCUGCUGCAGCGCCACCUACAUCGGCGAUAAGUAGCAGCGAGAAGUAGUUUCCAGUCAUUCUACCCUGAUGAUGGUGUCUGAUAGACAUCGAAACGUUGGCAGUAAGUACUCCCUGGUUGUGGCUAAAGAAUCUUACUACAUUGUAUAUAAUUGCCAACCUGAUGAAGUUAUUUAUUAGUAUAAUAGUUACAUUAAACACAACUUUAAUAUGUGAGACUUUAAAAUGUCUACAAUGGGAUCAGCAUUUUUCUUCAUAUGUUUUAAAUACAUAUCAUUUCAAAUAUCAUUUAGUAAGUAUAUAUUAGAUUCAUAAAAGUUGACAUGUGAUAUGCUGGUGUUCCCCAGUACCAGGAAAGUCUGUCAGCAUGUUGAGCUGUCAGUAGAAACAUCUCCUGCUUCUUCAGGCAGGCAGUGGAGGGGAGGAUGUCAGAGGAGUCAAGACUGUCAUGUUUUACCCCUUGUAAUGUUUGAUCAUACAAUAUUGACGUGAUUGUUAUAGCCACAGAAGCUGGUGAAAGACAUUGCCAAAGUAGUUGGAGUGGUGUGCGGGAAACAAAUGUCGAGAAUAGCACUAGCACGCUUAUAUCCACCUAAAACAGUCAUAAACUACAGUUCCACGACCCCAUACCUUCGCCAAAUUUUUCUACCCUUUACAACUGCUGUAUUAAUUCUGUUUGUUAUAAUUAUGGAAGUAAUGUCCUCAUUUGCAUAAAUUAAUAUCCUUUUUCUCAUUGACAAAUGUCA